This is a messenger RNA of Lathyrus oleraceus (garden pea), 1036 nucleotides long. RefSeq lists its product as uncharacterized. The transcript has 7 exons. The coding region runs from base 87 to 830 and encodes 247 amino acids. The record is from RefSeq and is a predicted model, not a curated record. Lineage: Eukaryota; Viridiplantae; Streptophyta; Magnoliopsida; Fabales; Fabaceae. Gene Ontology annotation, cellular component: chloroplast.
AGUAGUACUUUAUUCUACUCAAAUCACACCCCUUCUUUUAAUAACCAACAAACAGUCAUGAUAAGUGUCUCCAUGCUCUUUCUUUGAUGGCCAUUCUUUUAUCCACACUUCCCAAACUUGGCAAUGCCAAUUCCAAAUCCUUCAUCUCUUUCACCUCAAAACCCAUAAACUCUACCCUCAACAACCCCACUUCCAAACGCCACCUUAUCCUCCAAACUUCUUUACUCUGCAUUGGCAUUUCCCUAACUCCUCAACUCCCACCCGCUCUAUCUUCUCCUCAACCCCCUUCUUCUUCAACCAAUUCCACUCUUUCUAGCAUUGAAGAUACCGCUUCUUGGUUCCGUUUCUAUGGUGAUGGCUUCGCUAUUCGAGUCCCACCAGAGUUUCAAGAUGUCAUGGAACCAGAGGAUUUUAACGCUGGAACGUCUCUUUAUGGGGAUAGGGCAAAGCAGAAGGAAGUCGUAGCACGAUUUGUAUCUUCAGAUGGAUUGGCGACUCUGAAUGUUAUUACACGGCUGUCGAGUCAACUUAAAAUCACCUUUUUACAGGUUCAGGAUAUAUCUGGUUUAGGCUCCUUGAAAGAAGCAGAAAGAUUAUUUAUUCCAGGAGGGUCAACAGUUUACUCUGCAAGAUCAAUAAAAGUUAAGGAAGAAGGUGGUUUUAGGACUUUCUAUUUCUAUGAAUUUGGUAAAGAUCAGACUCACUUAGCAUUGAUGGCAGGCGCAAGAGGUGGAAAGGUUAUAAUUGCUGGUGCAACUGCACCAGAGUACAAGUGGGACACUGAUGGUGUAAAACUUCGUUCUGCUGUUAUGUCACUAACAGUUCUGUAGCCAUGUCUUGAAAUUUGGUAUGCCAACAUUUUUGUAUCAUGCAACAUUGUUCGCUAUUUUAAGCUGAGAUUUAUAUAUAAACUUGAUGGAAUAUAGAAGAUCACCAAUUUCCUUGUAAUGAGACUAUUUAUUUUUGUAAUGUGUAUGUAUUCCAAAACAUUCUAUUAUAUUCAAAAUGUUUCUCAGUGCAACGACGGUUGGAGACA